Molecule: messenger RNA, 1371 nt
Organism: Penicillium verhagenii
Lineage: Eukaryota; Fungi; Ascomycota; Eurotiomycetes; Eurotiales; Aspergillaceae
Product: cytochrome P450
Exons: 3
Coding region: 1-1371 (456 amino acids)
Molecular function (GO): iron ion binding; oxidoreductase activity, acting on paired donors, with incorporation or reduction of molecular oxygen; heme binding
Source: RefSeq, a predicted model, not a curated record
AUGUUGCUUCUACUAUGCGCGCCUCUGCUUUACGCUUUUCUGUUGAUCAUAUACCGCCUAUAUUUUCACCCCAUCAGCAAGUUCCCUGGACCCAAGCUAGCUGCAAUUACCAGUCUCUAUGCAUUUUACUUCAACGCUAUAAAGGGAGGACGCUAUAUCUGGGAAAUAGAGAAGAUGCACGCGAAAUACGGUAUGGAUGAGGCCGAUUCACGGAGAAAGAUCGGUUUCAAACUAACAAGAGAGAAUUCAAAUAAAGGCCCAAUCGUUCGCGUUGACCCUCACGAGCUUCACAUUGCUGAUCCCCAUUUUUACUCGGAAAUAUACGCACCAAAGCAACGUGACAAAGACCCGAGAUUCACGAGAAUUGGAGGUCUGGAGACAUCCAUGCUCAUGACCAUAGAUCAUAAGCUUCAUGCUUCUCGCCGUGCCAUUCUUCACAACUUUUUCUCCAAAAAGUCCAUCUUGGGCCUAGAGUCCAUGGUCCAGGCAAAAGUCGACAAGCUUGCCCAGAGGAUGAGCAAAGCUAGCCAAACCGGCACUGUCAUCUGCCUUGAUCACGCCUUUUCAGCGGCCACGGCCGAUAUUAUCUCCGAGUAUGCAUACCCAUUUUGUUUUGACUAUCUCGACGGUGAAAAUUUCCGCAAUGAUAUUAUGCAGUCGAUGGUGGGCACCAUGUCUCUCUCCCAUUUGAUGGGCAUGUUCCCCUUCAUCUUGCCACUCGCAAAGGCAUUACCAAGAGGCAUACUUCGAAAGCUUUCGCCAGAAGCGGCAAAUGUCUUGCAUGUGCAAGAUUUCAUUCUCGAGCAGGCAAACAUCGCAUUGGAAAACGGCGGUAAAGCGAAAGGCUCGGCUCGAGACACCAUCUUCCAGUCACUCCAUGAUCCCAGUCUUCCCUCCAAUGAAAGAUCACCCAUCCGUAUGCGUGACGAGGCUUUCGCUUUACUCAAUGCCGGAACGGAGACUACCGCAUCAGUAUUGAAGAUUAUUUUCUUUAAUCUACUUCAAAACAAGACUAACCUCCUUCAUCUCCGCGAUGAACUGAAAGAUUCCCCCAAUGCCUCACUUGUCGAUCUAGAGAAAUUGCCCUACUUGAGAGGAGUUAUUAACGAGGGCCUUAGGCUUUCGGGUGCUAUCAAUCGACUGGCCCGGUGCUCACCAACCGAGACACUGAGAUAUAAAGACUGGCUGAUUCCACCAAGAGUCAUGAUGAGCCAAUCCUCCUGGUUCGUGCAUAGAGACCCCGAGUUGUUCCCCAACCCACACACCUUCGACCCCGACCGGUGGAUUCGGGCACAAGAAAAUGGGGAGCGAUUGGAAAGCAUGCUUGCUACUUUUUCGAAAGGGCCGAGGCAAUGCCUUGGUAUGAAGUGA